GAUAAAGAGCUAGUUGCCUUUGAAUAAUUUUGAUAUUAUCAAAUGAAUAUCUUCCGGUUUUUUGCCGGUAAAACACCCCGGGAAGUCAGGAACUUUUGUUGUCAUCCGUAAGUUCAUUGUCAAAAAAGGACAAAUUCAAAAUGUUCGAUUUUUGUAUUAGCAAAGCCAGCUAACUGUCUAUGUUAGCUUGAUAAAUGCGAAAAGGCAGCUACAGUAUGUGAUAUUCACUUUCUAUUUAUUCUGACUGUUUUGCAAUUUGGGCCACGUUGUAUUUUGCUAUUAAAGUUAGUUGACAUCAAUGGAAAUGCGGGAGGGUUUGCGUUGAUGCUAUUUUGCUAUUUUUUAAAUUCAACUGUCAUUGUUAAAUGUGAGUUUAGGGACAUCAUUUUCACAUACCGCAUCUCGUUGCGUUCUUAGAUACAGAGAUAAUAGUAGCUUUGUUAUACUAUUCCUGAUCCUCUGAUUUCCUCGUGCACUUUUGUUUGCUUGUCAUUACUUUACAUUUCUCCUCUUAACACUUCUUUCCUGUCAAUUUUUUUCCGAUAGAAACGGCUAGUCGUUGAAAGACUACAAAAAGAUGGAUGUUUAACCUGUCAACCAUUCUUUAAGAUCGACAAGAAAAACAAUCUGAUGAAAUUUAAUUGCAACGUAUACUCCGUCAUGGAAGACAAGGCAAAUGGUUCUGUUGACACCAAAAGCCCAGCGGAGAAUGGCCAGCUUCCUGAUCCAGCCAAUUGGGUGGUUGCUGACGUUGUCAAUUACUUUAAAGCAACAGGGUUCGAAGAGCAAGCCGCAGCGUUCCAAGAUCAGGAAAUCGAUGGCAAGUCACUGCUGCUGAUGACACGUAAUGACGUGUUGACGGGCCUGUCAAUAAAGCUGGGCCCGGCGCUGAAGAUCUACGAGUAUCACGUGAAGCCCCUGCAAACCCAACACCUAAAGAGCAACGCCUGUUAGCACGUCAUCAGGCGCUCGCUGCUCCCUGCCUCAGUGACAAUCGACAACUCUCGACCAGCUGUCCAUUGGUGGAGACUUCUCUGGCCGCAUGGCACCUUAAAACAGGAUCAGUUUGAAUAUGUUUUCGGAAGCGUGGACCCCAAUCCUGGGUCGCACAUUAGGGGUCUAAGGAGCUGUUUACCUUUUUAGCUGUUCUUAUUUCUGCUGCUUCAGUUUUGUAUUUUAUUUUUUAUUCUUCGUGUUUUAUUUAAGACAAGAAAUGCUGUUCAGGGUGGUAUUCCAGAAGUGGGAUUUGUGUGUUUGGAAUGUGUUAUAUAUUUGUGUGCGUGUCAUGAACCAGUGAUGGUUUUAAAAAUUGUAUUUGUACAUAAGAUGUUAUAUGAUUGAAAACACCAGAACACUUUGACUGUUGAAUUUGCCCUAAAAAAGUAAUCUGUGUAUGCCCUAAACUGCGCAGCUGAGUCCAUACAUCGCCACUUGGCUGGAAAUAUGAAGUAUUAUAUUUUUCCCAGAUACAGCAAGCCAAACUCAAAAGGUCUUGCUUGGUUCUUUGGAAAUAGAAAUGUGUGUGUAAUUAUGAUGUCCCUCCUACCUGUGGUGCUUCAACUUGGUUGCAAAGACAACUAAUCAGGUGUGUGUGUGUAUUUGUCCUUGUGCAACAUUGGAGUUUGACUAUUUCAAUCAAAGACUUGCAAUAAACGGUGCUCU
Molecule: messenger RNA, 1662 nt
Organism: Phycodurus eques (leafy seadragon)
Lineage: Eukaryota; Metazoa; Chordata; Actinopteri; Syngnathiformes; Syngnathidae
Gene: samd13
Product: sterile alpha motif domain containing 13
Exons: 4
Coding region: 631-954 (107 amino acids)
Molecular function (GO): protein binding
Source: RefSeq, a predicted model, not a curated record